AUGGAGGAGCCGGCGUUUGAGCCGUCGGGCGUUCUCGGGUCGCGCUUUGUCGCUGACGCCGAGGCGCACGAGGACGUUGGGCCUUCGCUGCUGCUUGCACCCGGCCAGGAGGUGUCUGAGAAGGCGAAGGCCGGGGAGGCCUUGCGGCCGGGGCGGAUUUACAAUCUGCACACGCUCCGCGAGCGCAUGAUCGGUUUGAAUCUUCCGGAAGAAGCCAACGUGAAGAGUCGAGGGCGGCUUCCUCCGACGGUCGUUCCACUCACUCACGACGUCCUCGCAGGCCAGGAGAGGGCCCUCCGCGGGGAUGCCGAUCGGCUGGAGGCUGGGAGGAAGGACGAUUGGGCACUCCAUGGACGCGAUUCGAGCUCGCGGUCGUCGCACGCGACGGGGCUGUCGAACCUGUCGACUUGGGGGUCGGAAGGUCGCCGCAUGCAUGCAUCCGGCAGGGCCGGCGACCCCACGUGGUUCCUGCGGCGCCGCUGGUGUCCGCAGGACGAGAACAGCGAGUCGGAAACGGCCAUUUGCGCCCGAACUGCGUGGAUGCACCCGUCGGGAGACACGGCGCUCUUUCCUCCACACGGAAACGGUCCCGACUGGGAGGAGCUCGACGCUGCGGAGCGGAAGGUUCUCGGACCGAAAAAUCGGAACUACCAUCUCUACGCGCGCAAGGACCAUGGCCUUCUCGACCCGCGGACGCGCCUCGACACUCCAGAGGACGGGCAGAGUCUGAAAAGCGACAUGGGUUUGGAGUCGACGACGUCGACGUUGGUGUUGAACACGCGCACCCAUCGCCUGGAAAGGCGCUCGCGCAACACGGCCCCAACGGAGAAGACGCGAGGGCGGGUUCACUGGCACGACGGCGGAGACGAAGAAGAGGGCGGAGGCCUCGCGAAGGAAGCAGGCGACUUGGGAGACGUCCUGGCCGACGAGAAAGCUCUCAAACAAGUUGCGCUGCUCAUGGAAGCCUUCGAGCGGAGCCGGCCGAACGCUGCCGGCUGGGUCUUCCUCAAAGAUUUCCGGUGGACACUACACCGAGACCUGCGCGUUCAGGAGAUCUUUGGGUUGGAGAGGAAAUCUACCGACGUCUUGGAGAAGAAGGGGAGAAGGAAGGAAGAGAUCCCCGCAGCGGAAGCCGCCGCGCAGGGACCAUUAAGAGCCGUCAUGUCCUGGCUAGCCGACACUGUCUUCCGGAACAGAGACGAACCCGUGACGUUUACAAAGAAAUCGCAGGUCAAGCUGAAUGCAAUGCUCGACCAGCUCCGACGGAUCGAAUCCGAUUUGAUCUCCAAUGAUAGAAUGAUAGACGAGGCGAAGAUCCCCUUCGACACAUUUUCGAAGGCGUUCUGGCCAUUCGUCGGCAAGUCUCUCAGCCCCAGCAUGUGGCGUCACGGUGUCGGAGUCUACCGCACUGUUGCGACACAAAAGGAUACGCCGUACGCGUUAACAGCAACGCAGAUGAUGGUCCGCGAUUCUCUCCUUGGCGUGAACAUCGCUGCGGAUGAACUGCGGCUUCCCGACUUUGUGGAGCUGCCUCGGCUGGGGCUGAUGGAGAAACCGGAUGUUUCUCUCGCCCACGAAGUUGGCAGUAACCGGCUGCUGCAAGAGAAGACUGGGAGUCUCGAGAGGCUGCGCUUCUCGGAAGCUUCGUCGCCUUUCCAGCAGUCGUUCGCCGACGUGGUCCGCCUGGAGAAAGGCUUGGCAGAGUACCAGGUUCUGAAGCAGCAGCUGGAUCGCGUGUCGCGGGAGGCCUUCUUGUCUGCGCCGUCCGAGUCGCUGGCCCGAUUUCUCGCCGUGGUUCGAGACCGCGCGGGUCACGUCGACACCGCCGAGGAACUUGCCCGAGAAGCCGGGAUCUUCCGUGCUCCGCCUGUAUUCAUGUUGCCCAGCAAGGAACACGCGGAUCUGCGUGAGCACCAGAGACGCAUGCGUGAGAGGUUCGGCGAAGAAACGAGCGCUUCCGGGCUGCUCGGCGUCAGUGCGAUACCAACUGCCCUCGUAUCUGACGACGAAGACGAAGACGAAGACUCGCAAGGCCGUAAAAACGGGCUCGCUGUGGGCAGAGCGUCGCCCGUCAUUCCCAAGAACCUUCCGCCGCUAAAAGCCGCUCCAAAAGUCAGAAUUGUGGCCAAAAGUGUAAGCAAGAGACGGGCGCCAGCAGACGACAGCUCCGAGUCGGAGGCGCAAGUCGACUAUGAAGAGGAAGACUCCCAGUCGGGAGGAGGCGAAGCGUCCGACGAAGAAGAAGUGCAAAGUGUCAGAGACGAAAGCGACGGUGUUUCUUCGCUUUCGGAGGACGAGUAA
Molecule: messenger RNA, 2301 nt
Organism: Neospora caninum
Lineage: Eukaryota; Apicomplexa; Conoidasida; Eucoccidiorida; Sarcocystidae
Exons: 6
Coding region: 1-2301 (766 amino acids)
Source: RefSeq, a predicted model, not a curated record